Molecule: messenger RNA, 225 nt
Organism: Colletotrichum spaethianum
Lineage: Eukaryota; Fungi; Ascomycota; Sordariomycetes; Glomerellales; Glomerellaceae
Exons: 1
Coding region: 1-225 (74 amino acids)
Source: RefSeq, a predicted model, not a curated record
AUGUCGCCGCUCACUCAAGCUAGGCAGCCCGACGCGCUUCUUCUCCAGCUGACUUCAUUCGAGCACAGCAAACCGUUGUUACUACCAAAGUGGGCGGCAGACAAGCAGUCCAAUGCCCUGCCUCACCAUGCCGCCAACCUGCAGGGCCAGGUUCGGUUCCUGCAGUCGUGUCCAGCAGCGGCCCGGCGUGCUCGCGAGCCGCUGCUUGAGAUCUCCAGGAAAUGA